Molecule: messenger RNA, 174 nt
Organism: Plasmopara halstedii
Lineage: Eukaryota; Oomycota; Peronosporomycetes; Peronosporales; Peronosporaceae
Exons: 2
Coding region: 1-174 (57 amino acids)
Source: RefSeq, a predicted model, not a curated record
AUGGAUGUUGGUCAAUUCUUUUUCAAGCCCAAAAAUGUGCAAUCGCAACUUUGUCGUUAUGGAUGCAUAAACAGAAAUUUGUACGAUGUUUAUGAUACCUAUUUAUUAGUCGUAGCAUGGGUCUCGCAGAUCCAGGGCCAAUCAUUGAGACAUUUAUAUGACUUAGAGCGUUGA